Molecule: messenger RNA, 4694 nt
Organism: Nycticebus coucang (slow loris)
Lineage: Eukaryota; Metazoa; Chordata; Mammalia; Primates; Lorisidae
Gene: FLVCR1
Product: FLVCR heme transporter 1
Exons: 10
Coding region: 73-1707 (544 amino acids)
Biological process (GO): erythrocyte differentiation; heme export; transmembrane transport
Cellular component (GO): membrane; mitochondrion
Molecular function (GO): heme binding; heme transmembrane transporter activity
Source: RefSeq, a predicted model, not a curated record
GAUUCCGGGAGGGCCUCGGGCUCCGGGCCAGGGGUGCUGGGGCGGAGAGGCGGCGCCGGGGAGCCCUGGGACAUGGCGCGGCCGGACGAUGAGGAGGGGGCGGCGGGAGCGCCUGGGCACCCGCUGGCGAAGGGAUACCUCCUAGUGCGGAGGGGCGCGCCCGCCGGGAAGGAGAGCGUGGAUCCGCAGAACGGACUGAAAGCUGGCUGCCUGCCCCUGAAUGGGGUCCCCCGGGGCGGGCUGCAGACUCCGCUGGCCCCGGAAGAGGAGACCCAGGCCCAGCUGCUGCCCACGGGCCCGGGAGAGGAGACCCAGGCGUUCGAGGGCACCCUGCUACCCCGGACUGCGCUCUCGGCGCGGCGCUUUGUGGUGCUUCUGAUCUUCAGCCUGUACUCGCUGGUGAACGCCUUUCAGUGGAUCCAGUACAGCAUCAUCAGCAACGUCUUCGAGGGCUUCUACGGCGUCACCUUGCUGCACAUCGACUGGCUGUCUAUGGUGUACAUGCUGGCCUAUGUGCCCCUCAUCUUCCCGGCCACCUGGCUGCUGGACACCAGAGGCCUGCGGCUCACCGCCUUGCUGGGCUCCGGCCUCAACUGCCUGGGCAGCUGGAUCAAGUGCGGCAGCGUGCAGCCGCAUCUCUUCUGGGUCACCAUGUUGGGCCAGUGCCUGUGCUCCGUGGCUCAGGUGUUCAUUCUGGGCUUGCCCUCCCGCAUUGCCUCUGUGUGGUUUGGGCCCAGAGAAGUGUCCACUGCUUGUGCCACCGCCGUGCUAGGCAAUCAGCUUGGCACUGCGGUUGGCUUUUUGCUACCACCAGUUUUAGUGCCCAACACACAGAAUAACACAAACCUCCUGGCUUGUAAUAUUAGCAUCAUGUUUUAUGGAACAUCAGCUGUGGCUACACUUUUAUUUAUUUUGACAGUAAUCGCAUUCAAAGAAAAACCUCAGUAUCCACCAAGUCAGGCUCAAGCAGCUCUUCAAGACAGUCCCCCUGAAGAUUACUCCUAUAAGAAAUCAAUCAGAAACCUGUUUAAAAACAUUCCUUUUGUCCUUCUGUUGAUCACUUAUGGUAUCAUGACUGGAGCAUUUUAUUCAGUCUCAACAUUAUUAAGUCAAAUAAUAUUGACAUAUUAUAAGGGGGAAGAAGUGAAUGCUGGAAGGAUUGGACUAACACUGGUAGUAGCUGGAAUGGUGGGCUCUAUUAUCUGUGGCUUUUGGCUGGAUUAUACUAAAACAUACAAACAGACUACUCUGAUAGUUUACAUUUUGUCUUUUAUUGGAAUGGUUGUAUUUACUUUCACAUUGGACCUUGGCUACAUCAUCAUCGUGUUCAUCACUGGAGGGGUGCUUGGUUUCUUCAUGACUGGUUACCUCCCCUUGGGUUUUGAAUUUGCUGUUGAAAUCACUUACCCUGAAUCUGAAGGUACUUCAUCUGGGCUUCUUAAUGCUGCUGCACAGAUAUUUGGAAUUUUGUUCACCUUGGCUCAAGGAAAGCUCACAUCAGAGUAUGGUCCUAGAGAAGGGAACAUUUUCCUCUGUAUCUGGAUGUUUAUAGGCAUCAUUUUAACAGCAUUAAUCAAGUCUGAUCUGAGAAGACAUAACAUAAAUGUAGGAAUUACAAACGAUAUUAAAGCGGUGCCAGUUGACAGUCCUACAGAUCAAGAACCAAAAGAUGUUACAUUGUCCAAGCAGUCAGAAUCAGCAAUUUGAGGUGAAAGGAAAAGUUACUCUCCUGCUGCAGUUGGGCUAGAGUGUGAACAUCCUUGGAGUGUUAUGUGAGCACCAUGGCUGAGUUAUAGGUGGUAGGGAAUGGAUUCUUACUUGAAAAUUACUUCAAGAGCUCCAAAUAUACAGUUAUUAUUUUGCUAAUUUAAGCAAUGUUUUGCUUAAAAUACUUUUGUGUAAAUCCUGUUAACACUACCAUUGAUCAAAUUAGUGUUGCAUUUUUAGUCUUACAUUGUGUCUGAAAGUAAGUUUCUUGACAUUUACUUUUCAAAAGUGGGUGUCUUUUUUUCUUUUUUUUAUGAAAAGUGGAAGUUUAGGGGACUUUGUGAAAAGGAUAAUGUGGGGGUCCAUUCCCCAUAAGACACAUAAGUUUAUGCAUUAAAAAUACCCACUGGAACCUUAUGUACCAUAUAUCCCAAAUUGGCUACCUUUGUACUCUGCCGACCACCUCUCUAAGCCACUUCAGUAGAGUACAGUGUACCAACAUGAUGCUAUAGUAUUGGGGUCAGACUGCCAGAGGACCUCUAAGAUCUUUCCCAUUUCUCCUACUGUUGUCACAAAAUGCUUUGAAAAACAUACUGUCAGUAGCCACAGAACCUAUUCUGUGCGCAGAUUCUACCCCUGACUUUGGUCUUGGAAUUAUCUUCUGAUUAAGCUUUGGGGCCUAGAUGCGAGCUCGCUGUCUGAAGUUCUUCCCUGUGCUGCCUUUCCAUGAAGGAGAAAUGCUAGCAUUGUAUUUUUUUUUUUUACUCCAGCUUGAAAUGGGGUUGUUUUUGUUUUUGUUUGUUUUUUUUACUCAGAGAUUUUGUUUACUCUCUUCUCUUUUUUUCAAUAUAUAUCUUUAAAACAAGAAAAUUUCAAAAACAGCCGAGUGUUGUGGCGGUUGCCUAUAGUCCCAGCUACUAGGGAGGCUGAGGCAAGAGAAUCACUUGAGCCCAAGAGUUUGAGGUUGCUGUGAGCUGUGACGCCACAGCACUCUACCAAGAGUGACAAAGUGAGACUCUGUCCCAAUUAAAGAAAAAAAUUUCAUCAUUCUUGUUACUGGCUGUUUCAUGAUUUCUUGUAUCACAUCCUAUAUAUUGCCUUGAAGAUUCCUGAGCUAAGGAAAUCUAUAAUAACUUCAGAUAGCCUAGGUCUCCCCAUGUAGUGGAGACCUUUUGAGUGCUGUUUUUAGUUCUCCAGUAUCAUUUUUACAACCAUUCUCCUCUGAAGGUACUAUGCCCACCUACAUGCUCCAUCGGUGUGCUGGGGGAGUCGAUUCUUUUCUUCACCACAGAGUGUGUGUGGUCAUCAUACUGUAAAAGAACAGUCUGCUCUUUUACACGCUCAGGGUAAGGAGAAUAGGACCAAAUAUAUUUCCACAGUGCCUACCACUGUGUUGUGUUUACAGUGAGGAUUUAAAUGUUGACGUCCUGAUUCUCUAAGCGCACAGGGAAUAUCUUUACAGAAAUGACAUCUGAUCAGCCAUUAGCACAUACAUUUUGUGCACUUAUCCAAAAAAAACCCAAUAAGAUGUCGUGAAUACCCUUGAAGUGAAUAGAAAGUUUGAUUAAAGCAGAAAAGAUGCAUUAGUUUAUACUGAUAUUCUAACACUCUCUGCAAUCUAGAAAUAACUAUAAAUUAUGUAGAAUCCGACCCUAAAGCAUGUGUUACCAAAAGAAUGGCUAAGAAUCAGGAAUUCUGUGUCCGUGUCCUUGAUGUAGUUCUGUCUAUCCCUGUAACUCUGGAUAAGUUGUUUAACUUUGGGAAACAUUUUCCUUAUCCAAAUAAAUGUGUUUAGUUUUAAAAUGUUAAAUGCCUCUUUCAUCAUGGAGUAGACCCAAUCAUUGUAUUACAGGAGUUGAAAUCUAGCCAGAUGAAAAUUUCCUGUACAAUUGGGUAAAAAAUUGUGAUUAUUACCUUGUGGAUAUGAAGGACUUCUGAUUCUCUUUUUAGCCUUAUUGGUCAGGUGGUAGUAAGUAGCUUAGGCAAAACAUACCCAAGCUUCCUUUGAUAUUAUAUUACAGGUAAAAAUGUCUAAAAAGGUAUUUUAAAGUCUGUCCCAAAUAAUUGUUUUAUUUUUAAGCUGUCAAUGACUUUUUUGGAAUGAUUUUUAAAAUAAUCACGUAUUUGUUGACUUCCUAAGGUUUUGAAUAAAUUACACAUUAAAAAUCGGAAUACUUUAUUUCUGAAAAGCGUAUACGUAUAUGUGUCAUAUGUAUUUUUCCUUGUUAAUUAGAAAAAGGGUAAAAUAUGUGAUAAAAUACAAAAUGAAUCGAUAAUUUUUCUGUAUUUUGAGUGAAAGUUGUCUGUAGUAUGUUAUACAAGAAUAAUCCCACAGUCAUGUGUCUGUUACCAAUGGAGAUAACAGUCUGAGAAAUGUAUUGCUAGACAAUUUCAUCAUUGUGUGAACAUCAUAGAGUGUUCUGAUACAAUCCUACGUGGUGUAGAUAGCCUACUUCAGAGCUAGGCUAUAAGGUAUCACCUUUUGUUCCUAGGCUACAAACCUGUACAGCAUGUUACUGUACUGAAUAUUCUAGGCAGUUGCAACAGUGUAGUAUUUGUGCAUCUAAACAUAUUUAAACAUAGAAAAGGUAAUGUGUUGUACUGUGAUGCAACAACAGCUAUGACUUCACUAGGCAAUAGGAAUAUUUCAGCUCCAUUAUAAUCUCGUGGGACCGUCGUUGUAUAUGUAGUCCAUCAUUGUUGGAAAUAUCAUUAUGUGGCACAGAAAACUGUAUGUUUUGGGAAAGUGGAGUCAGUAAUAAUCACUAUAAAUUUUAAUAAAAUAAUUUUAGGAAAGAAACUGGAUGUUUCAGAAGCUGUUGCAUUUUUAAAUGUCACAAAUAUAGCUUUUGCCUUUUGAAAAUGUUAAGAAAUGUCUUUAAAAAUAUGUUUGUAUGCAAAGCCAGCAGAAUGCCUGUCUUAAGUUAUUAUUCAUGUCCUGAUUUUUGCUCUUUAUAUUGUAGUUAUUCAGUAUUUCAAACUCAAAG